CAGUCCACCCUCCACCACUUCUGAUCACCUCACGAACCCCGAGUGAUACGCAAGAAAACUACAACAUGUUGGAUAUUUUAAUGUUCUUGGAGGACAAGGGCGGAAACCCUGAGGCCAUCCGCAAGUCUCAGGCCGCCCGCGGUGAUUCAGUCGAGAUCGUCGACGAGAUCAUCAACGAGUAUAAGGAGUGGACCAAGAUCCGCUUCGAGCUCGAUGAGAUCAACAAGGCUCAGAACAAGAUCCAGAAGGAUAUUGGCUUGAAGUUUAAGGCCAAGGAAGAUGCUUCUGAGCUGAUGAAGCAGAAGGAUGAGCUCGUGGCGAAGAAGGCAGAGCUCAGCAAGAAGGAGCAGGAGGCUGAUGCUCAGCUCCGCUUCAAGGUCAACACCGUCGGCAACAUUGUUCACGAGUCCGUCCCUGUUAGUCAGGAUGAGGAGGACAACGCUUUGGUCCGAACAUGGGUUCCCGAGGGUGUCACGGUCGAGAAGCGUGACUGCCUCUCACACCACGAAGUCUUGACCAGACUGGACGGUUACGAUCCCGAGAGAGGAGCCAAGCUUGCCGGCCACCGAGGCUUCUUCCUCCGAAAUUACGGUGUCUUCCUCAACCAGGCCCUGAUCAACUACGGUCUCAGCUUCCUCUCUUCAAAGGGCUACACCGCUCUCCAGGCCCCUGUCAUGAUGAACAAAGACGUCAUGGCCAAGACUGCCCAGCUUUCGCAGUUUGACGAGGAAUUGUACAAGGUCAUGGAUGGUCAGGACGAGAAAUACCUGAUUGCUACCUCCGAGCAGCCUAUCUCGGCGUUCCACUCCGACGAGUGGUUCGAGCAGCCUUCGGAGCAGCUUCCUAAGCGAUAUGCUGGUUACAGUUCGUGCUUCCGCAGAGAGGCCGGUUCGCACGGUAAGGAUGCUUGGGGUAUCUUCCGAGUCCACGCCUUUGAGAAGAUCGAGCAGUUCGUUCUCACCGAGCCCGAGAAGUCAUGGGAGGAGUUUGACAAGAUGAUUGCCCACUCCGAGGAGUUUUACCAGUCGCUGAAGCUCCCCUACCGUGUUGUUGCGAUCGUGUCUGGCGAGCUGAAUAACGCUGCGGCCAAGAAGUACGAUUUGGAGGCCUGGUUCCCCUUCCAGGGCGAGUACAAGGAGCUCGUGAGUUGCUCAAACUGCACCGACUACCAGUCGCGCAACCUGGAGAUCAGAUGUGGAAUCAAGAAGCUCAACCAGCGCGAGAAGAAGUACGUGCACUGCCUCAACUCGACCUUGACUGCGACAGAGCGAACGCUGUGCUGCAUCCUCGAGAACUACCAGACCGAGGAUGGAUUCAAGGUGCCCGAGGUUUUGCGGAAGUGGAUCCCUGGCGAGCCGGAGUUUAUCCCGUUCACCAAGGAGCUGCCCAAGAACACCACCUCGCAGAAGAAGAAAUAAGCGGGCUAUUGUAAUUUUCAUCGUGUGCUUUUAUAUCUAAUUGUAACCUUGUGCUUAUACUAUAAAUCGUACUCCUACAUAUUUUUAAAUCAACACAGCUGA
Molecule: messenger RNA, 1520 nt
Organism: Myxozyma melibiosi
Lineage: Eukaryota; Fungi; Ascomycota; Lipomycetes; Lipomycetales; Lipomycetaceae
Product: cytosolic seryl-tRNA synthetase
Exons: 6
Coding region: 66-1418 (450 amino acids)
Biological process (GO): seryl-tRNA aminoacylation
Cellular component (GO): cytosol
Molecular function (GO): tRNA binding; ATP binding; serine-tRNA ligase activity
Source: RefSeq, a predicted model, not a curated record